CUAAACGUUUAUUAUAAAUAUUAAUUGUUAACAAAACUAUAAAAUAAAAGUGCAUACGGCUGCAGUUCGAGCUAUUAACAAUUAAAAUGGCUAUGCUUGCAGAACCGCGUCGCCGCAAACGGUACAACUUGUGUCCGCGCGGCAAGGCGCUCUACGAAGAUGAUACGCGUUUUGGCACAAAAAUGCUCGAAAAAAUGGGCUGGUCUAAGGGUAGAGGUCUCGGUGCGAACCUGGAUGGCUCUCAGGAAUUUGUGCGUGUGCGCUUCAAGAACGAUGCCGAGGGCUUGGGCUAUGAGACGCGCGACGAUCAAUGGACCACGCACGAGGAGGGCUUUAAUGGUCUACUGAAAGCGCUUAAUGGAGAUGUCGACAAUGAAGCAAAUGGCAAUGCAUCCGCUUCCGAAGAAGAAACCCGGCCCAUGGGCUUUGGUUUCAAGGCAGCAGCUGCUGCUGAAGAGGCCAAGCCCAAGACGCUGAAGGAAAAUAUCAGCGGCAUAUCGCUAGAGGAGAAGUCGAAAAGCAGUAAAGCUCGUGUGCAUUACAAGAAAUUUACGCGUGGCAAGGAUCUGUCACAGUACAGCGAAAAGGAUCUGGCCAACAUAUUUGGCAAGAAGGCUACCGAUGAUAUUGAGACGCCUGUCCAAAUUGUACAACAGCCGGAGGAAGAAGAGCAGCCCGUGAAUCCCAACUUUGCAGGCGUACACACGGUGAGCACUGGACUCUCUGUAAACGAUUACUUUAAGCAGAAAAUGGAAGCUAUGAAAAAGAGGCUAUCGUCCAAUAAUAAUCCCAACGAUGCCUCAGCUGCUGAAACGAAUACCUUGAGCAACGAAGCAGCUUUCACUCCAACUAAAAACGAAGAGCAGUUGCCUAAAAAGAAGAAGAAAAAGAAGGACAAAAGCCAGAAACAGGAGGAUCAGCCAGAAGCUAUACUGCCAGCAGAAAUCGACCAGAAGCAAAAGAAGAAAAAGAAAUCAAAGCGUGCUGCUGAUGAGGAUGCGGUUGAGCUAGAAAAAGAGCUGGAGGCAGAGGAAGCCAACCCUCCAAAGCGCAAAAAGAAAAAGAAGGAUAAGCAAGAGGUUGCAGAGGAAACGCCAGCGCCAAUUGAACCCACUGCAGAGGCAGAUGAGCACAAAAAGAAGAAAAAAUCAAAGAAAACUGAAGAAAUUAUGGUGGAAACGCCAGAGGAAAAUGUGCUUGACAAACCUGCCAAGAAAAUCAAAAAGAGUAAAACAGAAAACAAAGAGGAGCUUAUUGUAGAAGAAACAGAAUUUAAUGAAAAACCCGCCAAGAAGAAAAGCAAAAAGAGUAAAACUCAAAUCCACGAAGAGCCCAUUGAAGAGGAAACCACGUCCAAAACUAAAAAGAAGUCGAAAAAACAGGUCGUCGAUGUGGAUACACCGCCGACAGAGGCAACAGCCAGCACAGAGCCUCCACCUGCCAAGGCGAAGAAAACAACCAAGACGCACGAAUCCGAAGUAAGUGCAGCAGAAUCUGAUAUUGUAUGCUCCAGCGAUUCGACGGCAGCAAAGGAUAGCGGCGAACUCUUAUCAAUGGAGCAAUUAAUUGAAAAACAAAACUCAUACAAUGUAUUCAAAAUCUCUUCAUUUUGUGCAGAAAAAUUUCACAUAUUAAAUAUGAAUGCAUUCAGGAACGCUACGCUGGCUGAAAUAACUGGAUACGCGCUCGACAACAAUAUCGAACUGAAGAUUGUGGAGCUGAAAAACGAUGCGGAGCGUAUUUUAAACCUAUGGGAGGGUAAACAGGACAAAUAUAUGGCUGUCAAGAAUAAAGUACGCUACAUUGCCAGUAAAAUAAAACAUCAAAAAUUGAAGCAGGCGGAUAUUAGGAAAAUAGUUAAAGUUAAGGCCUUCUCAGGCAUCUAGAGCUCAGGCAAUAUACA
Molecule: messenger RNA, 1903 nt
Organism: Drosophila novamexicana
Lineage: Eukaryota; Metazoa; Arthropoda; Insecta; Diptera; Drosophilidae
Product: PIN2/TERF1-interacting telomerase inhibitor 1
Exons: 2
Coding region: 87-1886 (599 amino acids)
Biological process (GO): regulation of ribosome biogenesis
Cellular component (GO): nucleolus
Molecular function (GO): telomerase inhibitor activity; nucleic acid binding
Source: RefSeq, a predicted model, not a curated record